AUGUCAAGGAGUAAGUGUCAGGAUCGAUAUUGCCCUACAGAAUAUGAGAGAUUCCAAAGCGACGCUGAGGAAGCGUCGAGAGAUAGCGGCAACCGCCGGCUCUCGGGCCGCAUACAUAUCCUGGGCAUUGGGAACGUUGGAACAUUCGUCGCUCACUCUCUUGCCAGCCGGCCAUCUCCCCCUCCUAUCACUCUUCUGAUGCACACUCCCAAUCUUUAUAGGUCCUGGUUAGAGAGGAAAAAAUGUCUAGCGAUCAAUACUAAUGGCCUGGAUGAUGUAAAAACGGGGUUUGAUGUCAAUGUACUGAAUGAUAAGGCGUGGUACUCAGUGCCGUAUUGGAAUAAGGAUGGUACAGCAGAGAAUGGAAACGACAGCAUUGACGAGCAUGCUGAAAAUGUCGGUAAUGAGGAACUCUUAGCGCAACCUGCCGACGAGCGUAUUGAGUGUCUGAUCGUUGCUGUCAAAGCACCAGUGACUGUGGCGGCGAUGGACUCUGUCAAGCGCCGCCUGACGCCUGAUUCAACGGUCCUGUUUCUCCAGAAUGGAAUGGGCAUCAUCGAUGAGCUCAAUGAGAAAGUUUUCCGGGACCCUCGACAACGUCCACAUUACAUGUCUGGUGUUAUCUCCCACGGGUUAGCACGAAGGAAAGAACCAUUCCAAGUCAGCCACACAGGCGUCGGUACAACUAUCCUGGGUUCUGUCCCACCGGCAGAUGCCUUGUCCCCAGCAAAUAAAGGGGAUGUCGAUUGGACCCCAAGCACCAAAUACCUGUUGCGCACACUGACGCUCACACCACCACUUGUUGCUGUUGCUGAAACCCCAUCCGCCUUGAUGCUAUACCAGCUUGAGAAGCUCGCAUUAAACUGUGUAAUCAACCCAUUGACAGCGAUCAUGAACUGCAAGAACGGAGAACUCCUCUACAACUAUAGCUUCACGCGUAUCAUGCGGUUGCUCCUCAUUGAGAUAUCAAGCGUCAUCUGCGCUUUGCCCGAACUGCAAGGUGUUCCUGGAAUUGAAAGCCGGUUUUCUCCCGAGCGACUGCGGAUGAUGGUCGUGCAGCUGGCCAACAAGACAGCCAAGAACCAUAGUUCGAUGUUACAGGAUGUGCUGGCGAGAAAACCUACGGAAAUCGAAUACUUGAAUGGUUACAUCGUACGUAGGGGCGAGGAACUUGGUAUCAAGUGUGUGGUGAAUUAUAUGAUGAAGCACCUGGUUCUCGCCAAACGCCUCCAAACGAAGCAGGUAGAGUCGGGUGCCAUUCCGAUUGAUCUGCUCCAAGAGCCCAAAAUGUGA
Messenger RNA from Aspergillus caelatus, 1293 nucleotides. Its product is annotated as ketopantoate reductase family protein. The record is from RefSeq and is a predicted model, not a curated record. Gene Ontology annotation, biological process: pantothenate biosynthetic process. Gene Ontology annotation, cellular component: cytoplasm; mitochondrion. Gene Ontology annotation, molecular function: 2-dehydropantoate 2-reductase activity; NADP binding. The transcript has 2 exons. The coding region runs from base 1 to 1293 and encodes 430 amino acids. Lineage: Eukaryota; Fungi; Ascomycota; Eurotiomycetes; Eurotiales; Aspergillaceae.